Molecule: messenger RNA, 1434 nt
Organism: Cyprinus carpio (common carp)
Lineage: Eukaryota; Metazoa; Chordata; Actinopteri; Cypriniformes; Cyprinidae
Product: cytosolic sulfotransferase 3
Biological process (GO): sulfation
Cellular component (GO): cytoplasm
Molecular function (GO): sulfotransferase activity
Source: RefSeq, a predicted model, not a curated record
AGGGGAAGAGUGAAGAAGAAUAAGAUAAGCUGUGAUUUGAAGACAUGAGCAUUCCAUGUAGUUUAACAAGGAAGAAGCUAUAAGAAACAUUUGAGGAGAGUAAAAUCAAGGAGAAAAAUAAGAGAAAAAGAUAAAGAAAACGGUUGUAAGGGAAUCAGCAUAAUGGAAAUCCCUGACUCAUCAUCAAUGAAACCACUUAGUCGGCCUGAACUGUUUGAUUUUGAGGGUGUUUCUAUGGUCCACUACUUCACUGACAACUGGGAAAAGGUCAAAAACUUUCAAGCAAGACCUGAUGACAUUCUAAUCGCCACUUACCCCAAAGCAGGUACCACCUGGGUGUCAUAUAUUCUAGACCUUCUAUACUUUGUUGAUGCUCCAGAGCGCCAAACUUCCCAGCCUAUCUAUAUGAGAGUGCCGUUCCUGGAGUCAUGUUUUAACUUGAUACCAUCAGGGACAGAACUGGCUGAUAAUCUGCCCACUUCUCCUCGCCUCAUCAAAACUCAUUUACCUGUUCAGCUUGUGCCUAAGUCCUUCUGGGAACAAAACUCAAAGAUUGUGUAUGUAGCUCGGAAUGCAAAAGACAAUGCAGUUUCCUAUUUUCAUUUCGAUCGAAUGAACAUGGUACAGCCUGAACCAGGAGACUGGAACACUUUCUUACAGAAAUUUAUGGAAGGAAAAAAUGUGUUCGGCCCUUGGUAUGACCAUGUCAGUGGAUGGUGGGAGAAAAAACAGACUUAUUCUAACCUACUGUACAUGUUCUAUGAGGAUUUGGUGGAAGACACAGGACGUGAGUUGGAACAUUUGUGUUCCUUCUUGGGUUUGUCAACCCCAGUUCAAGAGAGGGAGAAAAUAACAAAAGGGGUUCAGUUUGAUGCUAUGAAACAGAACAAAAUGACCAACUAUUCCACUAUUCCUGUCAUGGACUUCAAGAUCUCACCCUUCAUGAGAAAAGGUAAAGUUGGAGACUGGAAAAAUCAUUUCACUGUGGCACAAAAUGAACAGUUUGAUGAAGUCUACAAACAGAAGAUGAAGAACACCACUGUCAAGUUCCGCACUGAGAUCUAAUAUUAGAGAGUUCUGAAUGCUGCAACAGAAUGCUAACUUAAAAAUUACAUUUAAUUUUUAAACUGUUCUGAUGAAAUCAAAAUUGAGCAAAAUGGGUUUUUUUUUUUUUUUUUUUUUUUUUUUAGUAGGAAUAUGUUAGCCUUAAGGAUAUAAGCCUUAAGCUGGUGUGCUCUGAAACAUUAACAAAAUUUGCAUUUAUAAAUUAUAAGCAUUCAAAACUUACAGUCUCUAUACGGAUCAAUGAUUUUGCUGCCAUCAUUCUGUACUUCAUCUUCUCAGCAGACCAGACCAAUCAAAUGCUCUCUCGAAUCUGAAGCCCCACUCUUUAUACUGUACUAUAAAAGACACUAAAGCUGUGACUGAAAAUGA